This is a messenger RNA of Pungitius pungitius (ninespine stickleback), 2639 nucleotides long. It is a transcript of the gene dclre1c, whose product is annotated as DNA cross-link repair 1C, PSO2 homolog (S. cerevisiae). Gene Ontology annotation, molecular function: damaged DNA binding; 5'-3' DNA exonuclease activity. The coding region runs from base 138 to 2120 and encodes 660 amino acids. The transcript is spliced from 15 exons. The record is from RefSeq and is a predicted model, not a curated record. Gene Ontology annotation, biological process: telomere maintenance; double-strand break repair via nonhomologous end joining; interstrand cross-link repair. Lineage: Eukaryota; Metazoa; Chordata; Actinopteri; Perciformes; Gasterosteidae.
AGAAGAAGAUGAACUGAAUUUGGUGGGCUGGACAAAAACCCCAAAACCAAAACACAGGCGAUGUGACGUCAGACGGAAUAUGCUCCCUCCGCGGGAGACGGCUCCCGCACGAUAUCACAAAAGACUUGGGCCACAAGAUGAGUUCCUUUGCGGGUCGAAUGAAGGAGUAUCCCACGGUGUCUCUGGACCGGUUCGACCGGGAGAACGUAUACUCCCGCGCUUAUUUCCUCUCGCACUGUCACAAAGAUCACAUGAAAGGACUAAAGGGACCAAAACUAAAGAGAAAACUGCAGUUCAGUCGUACAGUGAGACUCUACUGUUCCUUUGUGACCAAAGAGCUUCUGCUGAGCAAUCCCAAGUACUCUUUCUGGGAGGAAUACAUAGUCCCCUUAGAGCUGGAGAGCCCAACUCAGAUUUCUCUGGUCGACGAGACAUCUGGAGAGAAAGAAGAGGUUGUGGUCACGUUGCUUCCCGCAGGCCACUGUCCCGGCUCUGUUAUGUUCCUGUUCGAGGGUUCCCGUGGCAACGUGCUGUACACAGGGGACUUCAGGUUGGCAGCAGGAGACGUCUCGAGGAUAGAACAUCUGCACUCUGGCAGCCGAGUGAAGGAUAUUGAGAGUGUUUAUUUGGACUCGACUUUCUACGACCCACGAUUCUACCAGAUUCCCACUCGGGAGGUCUGUCUGAACGGGAUCUCAGAGCUUGUUGGAAACUGGAUCAGUCAGAGUUCGUAUCACGUGGUGUGGCUCAACUGUAAAGCUGCGUAUGGAUAUGAAUACCUGUUCACCAACCUGGGGGAGGAGUUCAACACGCAGAUCCACGUCAGAAGUCUGGCGAUGUUCAAGAAGAUGCCGGAGAUCCUGAGCUACGUGACCACGGACCGCCGGACGCAGAUCCACGCCUGUCGACACCCGAAGGAUGAGGGGUUUCUCCACGGCAACCGUCUGCCGUGCGGCUGCACGGCCCCCGACGGGACUCCUCUCCACAUCAUCAGCAUCAAACCGUCCACCAUGUGGUUCGGAGAGAGGAUGAGGAAAACCAACGUCAUCAUAAAGACAGGAGAAAGUUCCUUCAGAGCAUGCUUCAGUUUCCACUCCUCCUACUCGGAGAUUAAAAACUUCCUGUCGUACCUCCAGCCGGUCAACGUCUACCCGAGUGUCAUCCCCAUGGGCCGGACGCUGGCAGAGGUCACUCAGAUGUUGAAGCUGAUGUGCAGGAAAGAGGCCGACCACGCGGCGUCCGUAUACAAACCUCUGGGAGUCCUCAAACGCAGCACGACAGAGCCCCCUGCAUACGACUCGGACAGCGACGACCAGCUCUUUGACGGUCUGCACCUGGCGCCGGUGAGGAAGAAGACGGCGCUGGACCAAGACAUGAAAAAAGUGAAGGCGUCGAGUCCUGCGGAAGCGGCGCCCCCUGCAGACGGGUUGGAGCCUUUCCCUCUGACCGUCACAGAAACCAAGCCUGGGACUCGAGACUUUGUGGACUGCACCGAGUCCAACGAUGAGGAGGAAGAUGAUCGGCAGGAGGUGGAAGAAGAAGAAGAGGAGGAGGAGGAGGAGGAAGGGAAGGAGAAUUUAAUGGAGGUGAAGGAAAACCAGAAAAAGGAGAUUGAGGUUGAAGGAAGCGGCUCCUCUGAUCUUCCCAAAUGGGACGAUUUCUUCACAGCGGAGGUGCUGACUGACAGUCAGAACAGCCUCAACAGCCAAUUACAUUCCUGCUGCUCCGUCCCCAGCCCCGCCCCCUCCAAAAUGACUGGUUCACAGAGCCCCGACCUGUUCGAUCCCGAAGAGAACUUCAGCCUCACCCUCUCCGCCUCUCUGUCCGAUCAUUCCUCCCAGAACCUGGAAGCGUAUUUGCCUGACACUCUGCUCCUCCAACCAGAGCAAGGGGGGCGGGGCCAAGAAGACCCCUGGACCAACGCCGUGUCUGGGGCGAAGGAGGGCAACGGCCAAUCGGAAGCGGAGGAGCUCUCCGGGUCGCAGGUGUCGUCGGACUUCGAUAUCCCGUGCACGCCAGAGUCGAAAGUGCCGCGACCCGAUGACCUGUCGCAGCUGUACAGGAAUCUGGCGUCGGGGGAGGACGUGGACGUCAGAAAAGGAAGUCAGCGGCUCAUGUGAAGGAAUUGGUCGGGGCAACAUUUCUUUGUCGAGCUGAGCUCUGGAUCGAUGAUCCAAAUGAGCUUCUGCAGCAGCUCACACGGCGUACAAGUGACACACUUCCUCUGCUUCAGUUAGACCUCAUAACCACAUCAACCUCUGCCAUCAUUCAUGCACUUUAAAUCCACACCUGCCUCACGUGCAUCAAUGCACCUGUGCAAAGAACCGCAUUCAGGCCUUCGUUUGUGACACAAAGUGGGUUGAACACACUUCCUAUGACACAUGUUUAGUGAAUAUUAUGCAAUAGCUGAAUUACUUCCAUCAUUCAAUGCAUUUACUUUAUUCCAGUUCAAACAAAUAAAAUAUUCCUUCUUGAGAAAUAAGGCAAAACUUUUUUGUAAAUAUUUAAAAGUUAAUUAAAAAUGAAAUAACAUUUUAGAUUUUUAUUUGCAGAGUUUUGACCAGAAUAUGUAACAUUUGACAAAUAAACUUGUUUAAUGACAACACAAAUCCUCUAAAGUCAUUUCUGUGCAAUUUAUU